Molecule: messenger RNA, 2164 nt
Organism: Acanthoscelides obtectus
Lineage: Eukaryota; Metazoa; Arthropoda; Insecta; Coleoptera; Chrysomelidae
Source: the annotation of a GenBank genome assembly
GUGUUACGUCGCUAUCUAAUCGUAGAAUUUAUACACGGUGUCUCAGGAUAACACGUCGAUCUCUCUUGUAUACGGUCAAAUUCAUUUCACGAGAGAGAAGCGUAAAAUUAAACCACCUAUUCGAAAAAGCUGACAAAAUCCAUUUCAAACUUUCCGUCAAAAUCCGCUCUGCGAGAUCGUCGAAAGUGAGGUUACGUUCGCAGUGUAAGGAGGUUAUGUACGGGAUCAGUCAGCUGCCAAAUUAAAGUUUAAAAAAAAAUUCACACGUCCGAAAUUUUGCUUGGGUGAUAAGCGUUCGAUUCCAGCCUUCCGUUUUUUGAAAUGGCCACGAUGCUCAGAAGCGCCGUUUUAGUGGAAAACGUAGUUUUGAAAAACGGUCCAAAGAUCCUGGGAUCGGCCCCCACGAACGGCAGAUGGAAAGCGCAACAGCAACAGACGAGAAACCUAAACGUUCACGAGCACAUCAGCUAUACCUUGCUAAAAGAUGCAGGAAUCCCCGUGCCGAAAUUCGGCGUGGCCAAGACGAAGCAAGAGGCCAAAGAAAUCGCUAAGGGCUUGAACACGAAAGACUUGGUGCUGAAGGCUCAGGUGCUUGCCGGCGGCAGGGGGAAGGGACAUUUCAAGAAUGGGCUCAAAGGUGGAGUCAGGAUGGUUGACACACCUGAAGAGGCAGAGGAGAUUGCAGGAAAAAUGUUGGGCCAGUAUUUGGUGACCAAACAGACUGGUGAAAAGGGCAGGAUAUGUAAUGCAGUUAUGGUAGCUGAAAGAAAAUUCCCCAGGAAAGAAUACUACUUUGCUGUGAUGAUGGAACGAGCAUUCAAUGGUCCCGUGAUAAUAGCCUCGUCUCAAGGCGGUGUGAACAUCGAAGAGGUGGCCGCCGAGAACCCGGACGCGAUUUUGUACGAACCGAUCGACAUAAUCAAAGGGCUGAGCAAGGAGCAGGCGGAAAAGGUGGCCGUGAAAGUGGGAUUGGAAAAACAGAAGGCGAAAACGGCCGAUAUGCUGCUCAAGAUGUACGAUUUGUUCGUGAAGAAAGACGCUUUGCUUAUCGAGAUCAACCCGUACGCCGAGGAUGCCGGAGAGCAGUGUAAGUUAUCAGAUUUCUCGCUGGACGCGAAAUUCCGCUUCGACGACAACGCCGGUUUCCGUCAGAAAGAUCUGUUCGCGCUCCGCGAUUGGACGCAAGAGGACGAAAAGGAAGUCCAAGCGGCGAAGUUCGACCUGAACUACAUCGCGUUGGACGGCAACAUCGGCUGCAUGGUGAACGGGGCAGGUCUAGCUAUGGCGACGAUGGACAUCAUUUCGUUGCACGGCGGAUCGCCGGCUAACUUUUUGGAUGUCGGAGGCGGAGCGACCGCGACCGCCGUCAAGGAGGCGUUCAAGAUCAUCACGUCCGAUCCAAAGGUGCACGCGAUCCUGGUCAACAUUUUCGGAGGUAUAAUGAGAUGCGACGUGAUCGCCGAAGGUAUCAUAGCAGCGGCGAAAGAAUUGAGUCUGAAAAUGCCGAUCGUGUGCCGUCUGCAAGGCACCAACGUGGAUGAUGCCAAAGUCCUGAUCGCCGCCUCAGGCCUGAAGAUCCUUCCCGUUGACAAUUUGGAUGAAGCCGCCAGAUUGGUGGUGAAACUGUCCAACAUAGUCAGCUUGGCCAGGGACGCAAAACUGGACAUCAACUUCGAGAUGCCUCUGUAAAUACUAUCUUUAUCUCUUCUUGUUGGUACGUGACAGUUUCGAAAAUACUCGGCUUGGAAAUAACUUGAACAGCCGCUACGUUGGAUUGAAACUCAAAACCACGGACCUUAAAUCACAGUUCCAUAGCAGAGUAUUAUAAACUGUGACAUUUUAACCUUUGAGAUGUGUAAUAUCCUUUUUGUCGAGUACCACUAAAAUCUUUGUUGAAAGACACUUGGCUUUUGUGAUGGCGGUUUUAUGUACAUGUUAUACUCAAAAUCAAUGUUGCAUUGUCGUUAGCGUGAUUACAUGACGUAUACAUAAUAUUAUAAUCAAGGUUUAUUAGGAUUUUAUUUAUUUAAAGAGGAUUGUGAUGUACAGUUUUAAGCUAUUCUCUCUUCUAAGUAUUAUGCCCUGCACAUUUUAUCUGUAAUUAUUUAAUAAAUGUGUAACACAUGCACCAAAAUUGUAAUGUAAUAAUAAAUAUUCGUUGAAA